Messenger RNA from Letharia columbiana, 1149 nucleotides. RefSeq lists its product as uncharacterized. Bases 1 to 1149 code for a protein of 382 amino acids. Gene Ontology annotation, molecular function: SNARE binding; SNAP receptor activity. Gene Ontology annotation, cellular component: endomembrane system; membrane; SNARE complex. Gene Ontology annotation, biological process: intracellular protein transport; vesicle-mediated transport; vesicle fusion. The transcript has 4 exons. The record is from RefSeq and is a predicted model, not a curated record. NCBI's taxonomy places the organism in Eukaryota, Fungi, Ascomycota, Lecanoromycetes, Lecanorales, Parmeliaceae.
AUGUCUGGUGUAUGGAGAGACAGGACCAAUUUAUACAUCUCCUACCGACAGUCAUAUGCUCAUCAUCCGGCCAAGAAGCGCAAGACCAUUGGACCUUCUGCCAAUGGCUUCUCCACCUCUGGAUAUGAGUCCGAGGAACGCCGCGGGCUCAUGUCCGCUGGUGCCUUUGAAGAUGAUGGAGAUGCAGUCAUUGAGAUGGACCUGUUGCCGCCCAGGUGGGUCGAUAUCCAAGAAGAGGUCACGGAUUUGCUGGGCACGAUAGCAAAGAAGUCUACGGACUUGGAGAAGUUGCAUCAAAAGCACGUGCUGCCAGGCUUCGACGACGAGGAUGUGAAGAAGCAGGAGGAGAUCGCAAUUGAGCGGAUAACUCAGGAAAUCACGCGAGGCUUCCAUGACUGUCAAAAGGCUAUUCAGAGGAUUGAGAUGAUGGUCAGGGACGCUAGGCACCAGGGAGGUGUGAGCGCAGCCGAUGAAACUAUGGCAAGAAAUAUUCAGAUCUCGUUGGCCAGCCGGGUACAAGAAGUCAGUGCAGGUUUCAGAAAGAAGCAGAGCAGUUAUCUCAAAAAGUUGCGUACUCUCGGCGGUCUCACAUUUGACCGUACUUCUGCGCCUUCCCAGAAUCCCUACACAGACCCGUCUAUGAUGGAGUCCGAGACAGACAAAUCAUUUUCCCAGUCGACUCUCCAGCAGACAUCCAUGAAGCGCCUAAAGACAAAUGAUGUUGCAAUUGCCCAACGAGAACGAGAGAUUGAGGAUAUCGCGCAGGGAAUCAUCGAACUUGCAGAUAUCUUCAAGGAAUUGCAAGGGAUGGUCAUUGACCAAGGGACGAUGCUCGACCGGAUAGACUACAAUAUUGAGAACAUGUCCGUCAAUGUCAAGGCAGCAGACAAGGAGCUGAAUGUGGCCACCGGCUAUCAGAAGACGUAUACCAAACGCAAGAUCCUUUUUCUACUAUUUCUUCUCGUCAUCGGCAUGUUUAUCCUUCUCCUCGUCAAGCCUAAGCGUACGAAGGCCCCUCUACCUCCGCCUUCUGCUGAUCCUAUUGGCACACUGGGAGAAGCCAAGCCUCAGCCAGAAAUCGCGGCAUCAAAGCCAGAUAUUGUACAGCUCAAUGGCGGGAACGUGGGGUCGGACGGGCUGCCACCAUGA